UAUCGUUGGCUGAGACAGUAUGUCCAAUGCUGUCGUUUAAGGUGUUCGAUUCUUAAGAGAGACGGUUGAAAAAAUGUUUGAUCAUUUCCAAAUCGAUAUGUUACGGUUGGUAGUUUUAAGUUUUUUUCUCAGUUCCUAUUGGACAAGUGUUAAAUCGCAAAACGCAACUCACGCGGCCAACUUCGACUCGCCAUCGGUUUUCCAAGUCACUCAGCCUGUGGACCAUUCCGAAGGGCCCAUAUGGGAUGGCAGAAAAAGCAUCUUGUACUUUGUCGAUAUCCAUUCGGGCCGGGUGUUGAGCUACAACUAUAAUACGAAGAAGGUCAACUUCAUUACCCUCAAGGGAGCCGUAACUCCGGUAAUUCCGGCGAAAAAUAAUGAAAACAUCCUCAUUGUCGGUGUCGACCGGUCCUUGGUUGCCUUGGAAUGGGAUGGCGAAAAAGAACUUGGAAGUCAAAGGACACUAACUACCGUUUCGCAACAAUUCCCGCAGAGUCGAUUCAACGAUGGAAAAGCCGACAAACAGGGCCGAGUCUGGAUAGGCACAAUGGGCUUUGAAAACCCACAAACGCGUUCAUUGGACGCCAACCAAGGCAUGCUGUACAAAAUGACGAAAGACACUCUAAUCAGCCCCAAAGUGGAAGUGGCCCCCGUCAACAUCAGCAACGGACUUUGCUGGAACAAAGCCAACAAUAAAAUGUAUUAUAUCGAUUCGCCCACCCGAAAGGUGGUGGAAUAUGACUUUGAUGAGGAAAAAGGCGACAUUUCCAAUCCCAGGAUAGCUGUGGACAUCACAAAGUUUCCUUAUGUAACUGGAAAUCCUGAUGGCAUGACCAUUGAUCAGGACGACAAUUUGUGGAUCGCCCUGUAUUAUGGCGGAUCAGUCAUCAAAGCCAAUCCAAGAAACGGCCAACUGUUGCAGGUGGUACCGAUUCCAGCCAGAGAUGUAACUUCGGUGAUUUGGGGCGGCCCAAACCUGGACAUUCUCUUCGUAACCACAUCCAGGUUUCACCUGUCCGACACGGAAAGGAAAAUGUAUCCAGCAGCCGGCAGUGUUUUCGCCGUUACGAACCUAAACCAAAAGGGCCUGGUUCCGAACUUUGCUGAUUUGGUGAACAGUGUAAGAAGAGCAAACCUGAUCGCUGAAAUUAUACUGAACACUAACGAACUUUUUGCGCCUACUGUAUCAAACGAAGUGGUCAGCUACGCGCCUGUAAGCAGCAACACUAAUAACAAUCCACAAACAAGGACUGUUGAAAGAGCUGACGUUCCUUUCUGGAUGACAAUGCUGAACACGAUAAGGAGUAUCUUCUAAUUGGAUGAAAUAAAUGGCUUUUAUACGAA
Molecule: messenger RNA, 1344 nt
Organism: Dendroctonus ponderosae (mountain pine beetle)
Lineage: Eukaryota; Metazoa; Arthropoda; Insecta; Coleoptera; Curculionidae
Product: regucalcin
Exons: 9
Coding region: 74-1315 (413 amino acids)
Biological process (GO): L-ascorbic acid biosynthetic process
Molecular function (GO): gluconolactonase activity; calcium ion binding; enzyme regulator activity
Source: RefSeq, a predicted model, not a curated record